Colletotrichum godetiae is the source of this 1980-nucleotide messenger RNA. RefSeq lists its product as uncharacterized. NCBI's taxonomy places the organism in Eukaryota, Fungi, Ascomycota, Sordariomycetes, Glomerellales, Glomerellaceae. The record is from RefSeq and is a predicted model, not a curated record. The transcript has 2 exons. The coding region runs from base 82 to 1887 and encodes 601 amino acids.
GUCUUUGUCUCCAAGUUCUAAUUCCUCUCGGUCGCGUCCAUUUACCAGUCCGACUCGAACGAAACAAUCACUCUUGAUGUCAUGGAGGACGCAGUUCGACCAGACAGGGAGGCUUUCAAAACCACCUACGAGAAAGCAUACCGGACUUGGUCCAAUAUACACGAUCUAGCGAUCACAGAUUUCAAUCUGCCCCGAAACUGUCUCGAGCAACUAGAGACGGCAUUCCCAGCCCAUCCGCAUUUUCCCGAAGACAUCGAAAUUGAUGGCUUUUUCUCAAAUACAGCUACUGUCAGAGGAAGAGCCGUAUGGAAAACCACUUCUGGGUCCUGUGAUACACCAAUUUUUCACGAUGAAGUUCUCUUUCAAGUCGCGUCAGAUCGCCCUACGGUUGUUGAAAUAUCCAAUUCCCACCCACUAUCCAUCUUUGAGCAGUGGCAUGGCGAAGAGGGCAAUCAUAUUACUGUGCUCAUACUCGCCUGGGCCUACAUUCUCUCCGCGCGUUGGGCCGAGAUCAUUCCUGGAGCGUCUGGUCCUGAGUACGACAGCUGUACGACGGCCUGGGCUGACAAUUAUCUUCCAUGUUCGAAUGACACAUUACUGCCUCUGGCGAUGGUAGAUGUUGGCGACGUUGAUGACGAUGCUGCCCGCUGGUGGGCAGCGGUCCUCGCCCCGAGCGGUGGCUGGAGCGCUUGGAUUCGGAAUGCUAAAGGCCAGCUGCUUUUCUCACCAUGGUCCACGAAAUUAUCGACGUCCCGCCGUGUCAAUUUGCAACGUGGCACGAGGCCUUGUGUGCGACAACAUCAGGCCCAGAGCGGCGCGGCGUCGUAUAUGGCCGCCCUACGCUAUCUGCGCGAUUACUGCGAUCAUCACGGGGUUGCGCAUCAGAGUUAUGAAGCUUUGGCUGCAGCUUUGUUCCUUUCUUUGGCAAAGUUCGACAACAGACGAGUUCAAUUACCUAUUCCCCGAGUUUGCCAUCAACGAGAAUCUAUGGAGAAGCCUGCCGUUUCGCCUCCCCUGUUUAGUGGGAAUCUUCCCCAACUCGACAAACUUCUCACUUUGAGCUGCAAUGUCAUCGGUAUCAAGGCACUCCUCAGUAGCGUAUUUUUCGAGCCUGGCGUGCUAUGCAAUAUAUCCGGUGCGUGGCUUCAGGGCACGUUCGCAUAUUUGGACUCGGAAGCUGUGCGAGAACCGCGAACUCUUGUCCGCGUCUUGAUGAAACGGGAUCCCGACCUCGGAUUUCUCUGGUUAGGCGCUUUCCUUACCGGAGGACACAGUCGGACUUUACAAGAGGCCCGCCAGGGCUGGUGGAAAGUCGAUCUGCACGUAGCAGCAUGGACAGGAACUCAUUUGUCGUUCAUACAAGAACCAGUUCCGAUUCUGCCAACUGACGUGGAAGAGAUAUCUCGCGCUGACGAAUGUCGGCUUCUAUACCUCUCCCAUGGCCAAUCCUACGAUGUUGCGCCUCUUUUCCCCUUCGCCCCUUUUGGCCUCACCGCAAUCGGGGAUACUAACCUCGAAGUACGCCAACAUACGCGAUGUCAGUUCCCUCACGCUCUUGCAUACGAAGGACUCAGUUGGCAAAGCCGUGAGGGCAAGUGGACGGGGUUUCAAAAGCCCAUGGUUCCCUUGUCGUUGCGGCCCAAGUACGGACAGCCGGGCGACAGCCUAGUAACCGUCAUGUACGAUAAUCUCGACUUUGACGACGACUGCUCGGAGAUGAUGACAAGAAGCAUCUUUACUUGGCUAAGAGAAGAAGACGGAUUUCCUGUGGCUGAGAGGGAUAUCCGGGAACAUGAAUGGAUUGAAAAUUUGGUGGACUCGGAUGACGGUGAUUGCCUGAUCACAGGCGAAUCCCGAUCAGCAGCUAUUUCACUUUUACAGCCUUGAACGUCAGAAUGACAUUCGUACGACCGGGUUUGCUGCCGAGGGAGGAAAUCAUAGCGACAUAUGUAAGGAUUGACAAGGAGUUGGGCUGAUAUC